Lucilia sericata (common green bottle fly) is the source of this 2147-nucleotide messenger RNA. It is a transcript of the gene ppk12, whose product is annotated as pickpocket protein 28. The record is from RefSeq and is a predicted model, not a curated record. Gene Ontology annotation, molecular function: ligand-gated sodium channel activity. Gene Ontology annotation, cellular component: membrane. The coding region runs from base 531 to 2147 and encodes 538 amino acids. Lineage: Eukaryota; Metazoa; Arthropoda; Insecta; Diptera; Calliphoridae. The transcript has 8 exons. Gene Ontology annotation, biological process: sodium ion transmembrane transport.
UCUCAAUUUGUACAAAAAAAACCUACUUGUAAAAAAACACUGUGGAGUCAUCAAUAAAUUUAUUUUUAAUUAAUACUUCAUUUUAAUUUCAAUUCUAGAAAAGAAAAAACUUUCGUACAUAUAGUAAUUAGGCUUAUUAACAUACACCUUUCGAAAUAGUCAUGUGUAAAUAGAAAUAUGUAUCUAAAAAAUAAUUAAAUUUUGAAGUAUUCAAAUUUGUCUCUUUUUGACAAUGAAAAAUUAUCGGAAAAUGUACUCGAGUUUUUAGAUUUAAAAUAAAAUUUAAUUAAUAAAAGAAUGUUAAAAAUUUAGCAACCCUCUUUACAUUUAUAUUAGGAACAUCAUUUUCCACAGUGUAUAAAUAAUACAUUUAAUUUUGGAGCAUAAUACAAUUAAGUAAUUGAGAAAAUAAAUGAAACAUUCUUAAUUUCGAAAAGUUCAGUUUAAUUUAAACCUUCAUUUUGUUAACUAAAUAUUAUUUCAGUAUUAAGUUUAGUGUAAGAGAAAGCGGAAAGGAUUUAAAACGCAAUAUGGCAAAUCAAAUCCGCAAAAAACAAAGAAAAAGUGAAAUUGUUCAAGUAUAUUGUAUGGAUAAUAUAAAGAAAUAUUUACAGGAAACUACAUUACACGGCCUUAAAUAUUUAGCAGAUAGUUCGCUUACAAUAUGGGAAAAAUUAUUUUUCUUUGCCUCGUUUGUAGCUGCCGUUAUAAUUGUUGCAAAUUUAAUAUCAAAUGUGUACGCAAAAUGGGAUAGUACUCCUGUUAUUAUUGGUAUAAGUCCCCAUCCGACAUCUAUACUUAAAGUGCCAUUUCCCGCCAUGACUUUGUGCAACAUGAAUCAAGUGCUUAAUUCAAAAGUUGCAAAUUAUUCAGAAGAUUCGCUAGAAUAUGAUAUUUUGCAAUUUUUAUGUUUUACUGAAUCGGAAUACGAUGAACGGUUGGCCGAUAAAAACAAUAUUAAAAAUAACAACUUAAGAAUAGCCGAUUUUGUUAUAAAGCAUGCCCAACCUUGUGCUCGUAUGUUAAUUUAUUGCCAAAUAAGUUCUAUAGUCUAUAACUGCAGCGAAUUAUUUCGCGAAGUGAUGACAGAUGAAGGUCUCUGUUGUGUUUUCAACACUUUGCAUCCAGAAUUUUUGUACAAAGGAAAAUAUGAUAUUAUAAAGGAUUUAAAGGAUGACAAAGUAACAAAAGCAGUUAAUUGGAAUCCUGAAAGUGGUUAUCAAAACAAUUUACCAGAGAAAUUUUAUCCUAGACCAGCCUCUGGUACAGGAGUUUCAAUGGGAUUAUCGGUCAUUUUGAAUGCUGAAUUAGAUGAAUAUUAUUGCUCUUCAACAAAUGGUCCCGGAAUAAAAAUUUCACUUCACAACCCCAUUGAAACGCCUUCGGUCAAAGAAACUGGACUGACUGUACCUCUAGGUUAUGAAACUCGUUUUCGUAUUGAUGCUUUAGGAUCAGAAGCUGUCCCAUCUAUUCGAUCCAUACAUCGUAAUCGUCGUCAAUGUGUUUUUAUGAAUGAGGAACGGCUACUCUAUUACAAGUACUACACGCGACGCAAUUGCGAAAGCGAAUGUCAGGCUAUAUACUUGUAUCAGCAGUGCACCUGCAUACCAUACAAUUAUCCCCUGGUCUACAACAAUGCCACCGUAUGUACCGUAAAUGAGAGUUUCUGUAUUAACAAAGCGAGCAAAGAGUGGACACUAGUGUCUCCAGAUAGUUUGUGUUUAAAGCGCUGUCUACCAGGCUGCUUUGAUCUGAAUUUUCUUCCAGACUCCUUUUCAGGGCCACUGGCCGAACGUAAUUACACUAUUCAAAAUAGCAUACUGCGCAAUAUGCCCAAAGACGAAAUGCGAAAAAAUAUUGCCAUUGUUCAUUUUUACUAUCGUGAAUCAGUAUUUUAUGGCGAUUUAAAAAAUGUCUACAUUGGUUUGACGGAAUUCCUAUCUAAUAUUGGAGGUAUUAUGGGCCUGUUUAUGGGUUUUAGUUUCAUAUCGGUGGCAGAAAUCGUUUAUUUUUCUAUAUUAAGGCCAGUUUUCAAAUUUGUACUACCGCGAAAAUUUAAAAAUGCCUCUUUAAAAAAUAGAUUGCAGACAAAUGUUGAAGUAAAGAGCAAUCCAAAUUGGUUAUCCCACGAAAUUUGCAAAGAUUAA